Aspergillus mulundensis is the source of this 555-nucleotide messenger RNA. RefSeq lists its product as uncharacterized. Lineage: Eukaryota; Fungi; Ascomycota; Eurotiomycetes; Eurotiales; Aspergillaceae. The coding region runs from base 1 to 555 and encodes 184 amino acids. The transcript has a single exon. The record is from RefSeq and is a predicted model, not a curated record.
AUGAAGUCCUUCACUUUGUUGACCUUCGCUCCGCUUGUGCUGUCUCUCGCUAUUCCCAGCACCAACACCAACGCUCGUUCCAACGCACUCGACUUGACGUCCCCUAUACAACAGCCGCUUCUCGAGAACAAAGACGCAUACGCAAAUGCAGAGUCAGCGGAGUCAGCAGAGUCAAAACGUGGUUUCGGCUUGAGAAUCAACCACGGCACAUUCAUUCCCAUGGACAGGAACAGGUCGCUUGCGCAACCGCCAAAUGCUACCAUUACCUACAUCGACGCUCUACAUGCUGAGCAAGAGCCAUACCGUCGACUAGAGCGAUACGCCGGGGCACUCUUCGCACUCGUGCUCUUGCUCCUCAUCCCAAUUACUCUGAUGAUCGUUGAAGUUGCUGAAUGUCUCUUGCGAUCCAUAUCCGUCGAGGAAUUUCCCGAGCGCGGAAGAGAGAAAGAGCGGGUUGAAUCUCUUCAAGACAGAGAAGAAUGGGUUCUUCGACGGCUUCAAAGAGAAGUCAAAAUCGAGCGGUCACGGCGGUGGUGGAGAUGGUCGCGACACUGA